Molecule: messenger RNA, 657 nt
Organism: Cavenderia fasciculata
Lineage: Eukaryota; Evosea; Eumycetozoa; Acytosteliales; Cavenderiaceae
Exons: 1
Coding region: 1-657 (218 amino acids)
Source: RefSeq, a predicted model, not a curated record
AUGACGGAAAUGAAAGUAUCAGUCUCUCAACCAAUUCCAAUCAUUAGGAAUUCACGUAUCCAUCAUCAUACUAUUUCAGGUCAUCGUACCAGCAGUGGCAAUAGUAAUAGUAGUAAUGGUUCAACUCACCACCUCAACAACAAACAUCAUAGCAGUGGCAACUAUCAACACCAACACCAAAAAUCGACAAAAUUAAAGAGAAUGGCAAACAGUCCCUCUUCACCAUCAGCUCUUAGUGUUUGGUCUCCAUCUCCAAAGAAUACUUUAUUAAAUCAAAGUAAUCAUCAUCAUCAUAAUAAUAAUAUUAGUAUUAUUAAUAAUAGUAGUAGUAUUAAGAGUGAAGUGAAACCUACACCAACACCCAAAAUUGAUUCAACUUUGGAGUUUAACAAGAUCCAAAUAGGAGAUAAUUCUUCUACUACUACUACAACUAGUUCCAUGGCCAUCAACAGUACACCAAUCCAGUCACCACAAAGACCAUUAAAUUCAAGUUCCUCAAGUAUUAAAACAACUCCACCAAAAUCACCAAGACAACAACAAUCACCAAAUGUUUGUGGAGCUUGUGAAAAAUCAUUGACCAGUCCACCAGUCAUUAUCCGUGAAACAUCCUUUAACAAAUUGGUCUAUUGUAGUAUGGGAUGUUUCUCCAAACAUUGA